Lepidothrix coronata (blue-crowned manakin) is the source of this 780-nucleotide messenger RNA. RefSeq names its product CD48 molecule (gene CD48). Lineage: Eukaryota; Metazoa; Chordata; Aves; Passeriformes; Pipridae. The record is from RefSeq and is a predicted model, not a curated record. Gene Ontology annotation, biological process: T cell activation. The transcript is spliced from 2 exons. Gene Ontology annotation, cellular component: external side of plasma membrane. Bases 1 to 441 code for a protein of 146 amino acids.
AUGUCCUUCCUGAAUUUGGGGGGCCCAGGGCUGUUCCAGGGCUGUCCCGGGGUGACCGUGACAAUCCCGCUGCCCCUCCCAGACGUGGUCCCGAAGCCCACGGUGAGGGUCACGGUGACCCAGGACGAUGACCAGCAGUGCAACGCCACCCUCGAGUGCUCCGUGGGGCUCCCGGAGGUCACCUACGAGUGGAUCCCCCCCCGGCAGGUCCUGCUGGAGGGCGUGGGGGGCCCCGUCCAGAAGGUCUCCUUCAACCCCUCGGAGGGGACCUACGUGUGCAAGGUCAGCAAUCCCGCCUCCUCCAACAGCGCCUCGCUGACCUACAGGCACCCCUGCUCCUGGACAGGUGAAUCCUCCACUGCCUCCUCCUGCACGGCCACGGGCGGGCUGCUGGUCCUGGGACACCUCCUGCUCCUCUUCCUCCACCUCGCUCUGGCUUGAGGACCCUGCAGUUCACCUCUGUCCUCACUCCCCCAGCAUCGGGAUGAGGCUCCUGGAUCUCCCAGGAGCACAGAGGUUGUGGUGGUGGCUCAAGGGAACGAUUCCAAUCCUUCAAUCACUGGGAAAUCCUCCUCCUCCUCUCCCUCUCCCCGAGGCCGGUGGGGCCACCCAGGAGCCUUUCCUGGGGAUUUUGGGCAUCCUGCAUUUUUCCAGGACCAUCUCAAGGGGGCAGAGCCGGGGUGGUGGCACCUCUGGCUUUCCCUCUGCGUGUCCUCCCUGCUUUGAGGACCUUCACAAACACCCGUUUACACAUUAAAUUCUUACCUGAACACCACAUUU